UGGUUAACCACAAACAUUCUGACCUCUAUCAAAUUUCAAAAUCAUUUCCGAUUUUUCAACAUUUUAAUAUUUAUAACCGACAAUCAUUUAUACGUACAUACGUUUUGGAUAGUAGCUGUGUCUGUUUGAUCGCAUAUAUUAUAUUCUAUGCUGUUCUUUGGUACGCAAACAAGAUUAUGAAGCGUGUAGAAAAGACCAAUCAAGAAAUGCAGAUGAUUGUAGAAAAAAAUCGAUCGAAAUUGGACAACGUGGCAGCUUUAAAGAAUAAACGUUCCGAGUUUGAAGACGUGGUGGUUAAAGUAAAAGAGGCGCAGAGUACAAUAAAACAACAACUGGAUGUAGAAAUGAAAAAAGUGAAUGAUGAGUUGAUCUUGACUGUAAGCAAAAUGUCAAACUUGGAGAAGAUUGUAAACAAAUGGAAAUUAUGGAAAAAAAGUUUGAACACCUCAACCAGUGUUUUGACGUCUGAAGAAGAUACAUGUCCGGAAAAUAUUGAAUCUUCGAAACAAAACGACUGGGAAUUUAUAAAAGUACUCGAACCUUCAUUUGAUCCACCUUUACCCAUUGAACCACCGCCAAGGAAGUAUGGAACAUUUGCCAGACGUCCACCAGGACGGAGACCUACACCUAUCUCAAAACCACAAGUAUCCACUACAUUAACCAGUCAACCUAUUCAAUUUUAACCUGUUUUGAUUAAAACAUAUAUGAUGUCAUAAAUUAUAAAUUCAUUAACACCAGUUUCUCUAAAAAGCAUAAAAUUUAUUGUACCGUACCGUGUAUAGGAAUGUUAGACUAUUUCAAAAUGAUUUUUGUAAUGACCAUAACUAAAAUAGUCUUUUAUAACUCUGUA
Leptopilina heterotoma is the source of this 850-nucleotide messenger RNA. RefSeq lists its product as uncharacterized. The transcript is spliced from 8 exons. Bases 177 to 683 code for a protein of 168 amino acids. NCBI's taxonomy places the organism in Eukaryota, Metazoa, Arthropoda, Insecta, Hymenoptera, Figitidae. The record is from RefSeq and is a predicted model, not a curated record.